AAUAAAGAGGUACAAAGGCCCCUCCCUGCUCUUGCGACGCUGGGUGAACGACGCUGAGAGCACCGUGGCCGUGGCCUUCACCCCCACCAUCCCGCACUGCAGCAUGGCCACCCUCAUCGGCCUCUCCAUAAAGGUGAAGCUGAUCCGCUCCCUGCCAGAGAGGUUUAAGGUGGAUGUUCACAUAACACCAGGAACACAUGUCUCUGAGCACGCAGUUAAUAAACAGCUUGCUGAUAAAGAACGUGUAGCAGCUGCUCUGGAAAACUCUCACUUGCUGGAAGUAGUGAAUCAGUGCUUGUCUGCUCGGUCAUAAUUGCCCACUGAGGAAACCUUUGGUAUUAUGUUUUGUUAAGUUAAUUUUGUAUAUAAGUGCUGAUGCAAGUGUUUCACUAUCUGUGUAUCUAUAAACAAAACAAAAUUAUUUGUAUUUUCUUAAAGAAACAU
Molecule: messenger RNA, 444 nt
Organism: Tinamus guttatus (white-throated tinamou)
Lineage: Eukaryota; Metazoa; Chordata; Aves; Tinamiformes; Tinamidae
Source: RefSeq, a predicted model, not a curated record